Molecule: messenger RNA, 852 nt
Organism: Protopolystoma xenopodis
Lineage: Eukaryota; Metazoa; Platyhelminthes; Monogenea; Polystomatidea; Polystomatidae
Source: the annotation of a GenBank genome assembly
UCUUUUUUGGAUGAGACAAAAAUUCAUCAAGAAACUCUCGUCACAUUGUCUUUCCAUGCUGAAAAUCUAGCUGGACAGCAGAAAUUUUAUCCUUCGGAUGCAACUUUAGAGCUAUUGCAUCCGAAAUGCCUGGAUAUGAGCAAUCAAAUUAAUCAACUUCACGGCAACUUGGAGAAGCGCUGUCGAAUUCUGACCCUUUGCAUCGAAUCUAUGAGCCACAUCCACUCGCGCCUUGACGAGGCAUCAGCCUGGCUUGACCCCAUCGAUUGCCGUCUGGCCGCAACAGGUCUCCCUAUUUUGUCAGAAGACCCCGCAGAAUCAUUGAAUGCUGCCUCUAAUUUCAAGAUCAGUGGUCGCAUAGUUGAUGAACUUUCUGCAAUACAAACUGAACUGGCCGUCAAGCAGUCAGAUUUGACCAGUCUAUCAGUGGUGUUGCAGAAGUUUAUUAAUCUUAGUUGUCAAUUUGCUGCAAUUCAUCGCGCUCUCGAGGCUUCUCCAUUACGAAGAGAGGACAUACAUCCAGCUUCUCCCACAUUUUCUAUCGACUCUCAUACCUGCCUUGCCGAAAGUUCGUUGCGUAAUGCCGUUCACAGCAUUCUUGAUCGACAUGCCGAUUUGCAGGAACGAGUUUCUGGUGUUUCCGUCGACUUGGCUAGAACAGUUGACUUGUAUGAUGGCUUGAAUUGCAAUCUUACUUUGUUGGAUAAUCAGUUGAAUGGGUUAGAAGCUGCUGAUCAGACAGCCCUGGAAAACGGUAUUCAGGAGAUUAUUAAACAGAGCGUGGAUAUUCGCGUCAAUCUUCAGGUUAGAUAUCUUCACGAUUUUGUACAGUUUGCAUUUUUUUCACUAUAG